This is a messenger RNA of Lachancea lanzarotensis, 252 nucleotides long. RefSeq names its product LALA0S07e06502g1_1 (gene SLO1). The transcript has a single exon. The record is from RefSeq and is a predicted model, not a curated record. The coding region runs from base 1 to 252 and encodes 83 amino acids. Lineage: Eukaryota; Fungi; Ascomycota; Saccharomycetes; Saccharomycetales; Saccharomycetaceae.
AUGGCAGAAGGGACUGGUAAUGUACCAGAUAUUCAAGACUUCGAUGAUAAGAUACAAACUGGUAGUGAUACGGAUUUCGGUGUGAACAGCGAGAUUCCAAACCGAACCAAGCUACUUCGUGAUACGUUAGAGCUCCUUGUAAAUCGGUCUGACGAACAGAGGAAACAGUGCGAUCAGUUAUCGCACGAAAACCGUUACUUGCAAGAUUACAUCGAAAACUUGAUGUCACAAGGCAAUGUACUGGACAAAUGA